AACUCAACCCAGACACAGCGCCCUCAUCUCCGUCGUCGUUCUCCGAGGAGACGCAAAACUUUCUUGCGACAUCCGUCAUGGCACCGAGGCUGGAGCGCGGCGGCAGCGGCUUCCAUCUCCCGAACUCCGAGCUGGAGGACUCCCUCUUCCUCCGCGCCCUCAUUUCCGUCGUAAACGGAGACGCCGUCGUCCCCACGCUGCAUCUCGAGCCGUCGUCCACGCCGCACUUUGCCGCUGCAGCUCCUGCGCGCGCCAGCUGCGGCGUGGACGGGUGUCUUGGCUGCGUGUUCGUUGCUGCGGCGGCAACGACCAGCUCGAGCAGCGAGGGCGAAGGGUGCUUCGCCGCGAGCUUCGUAAUGGACGGCGGCGUGGGGAGGAUCACGCGCAGGAGGAGGCGGAGCAAGUUCAGGGGCGUGAGGCAGCGGUCGUGGGGGAAGUGGGCGGCGGAGAUCCGCGACCCGCACCGCGCCGUCCGCAAGUGGCUUGGCACCUUCGACACCGCCGUGGAUCCCGCCCGCGCCUACGAUCUCGCGGCGCUCGAGUUCCGUGGCCACCGCGCCAUACUCAACUUCCCGGCCGCGGCCGCGUCGUCGUCGGCGGCUUCUGUUUCUGAUUCGUCUUGGGUGGCUGCGCAGUCGUAGAACUUGCCGGGCAGUCCUCGCGGGUCAAAAUGUGUCUUCGCGGCUACCGGGGUAGGUAGACAACUUCGUGAUCCAUGUUUGGAUGAUUUAUUCAUUCGCAUUUUUGAAAGGAUGUUGUUUAAUCCGAAUCAA
Triticum aestivum (bread wheat) is the source of this 773-nucleotide messenger RNA. RefSeq names its product ethylene-responsive transcription factor ERF109. Gene Ontology annotation, biological process: regulation of DNA-templated transcription; ethylene-activated signaling pathway. Gene Ontology annotation, molecular function: DNA-binding transcription factor activity; DNA binding. NCBI's taxonomy places the organism in Eukaryota, Viridiplantae, Streptophyta, Magnoliopsida, Poales, Poaceae. Bases 78 to 641 code for a protein of 187 amino acids. The transcript has a single exon. The record is from RefSeq and is a predicted model, not a curated record.